Molecule: messenger RNA, 2001 nt
Organism: Prosopis cineraria
Lineage: Eukaryota; Viridiplantae; Streptophyta; Magnoliopsida; Fabales; Fabaceae
Product: receptor-like cytosolic serine/threonine-protein kinase RBK1
Exons: 9
Coding region: 377-1768 (463 amino acids)
Biological process (GO): protein phosphorylation
Molecular function (GO): protein kinase activity; ATP binding
Source: RefSeq, a predicted model, not a curated record
UUCGCUUACUCUUCUUCUCAGGAUAACUAAUCCUCAAGCUUUCUCCUCUCUUAUCCCCUCUGUUUUCCGUUUCCCAAUUUCAUAGUUCUCUUUCUCUCUGAUCCUUCCCAGAUGUCAUCUACUAAACUUCAACUUCGAUACUUAUGAUCCUUAAUUUUAGAAUAUUGUUUUAUUUCUUUCAGCACGAGCUGGUUGAGUUUUGAAUCUUAGGAUAAACCCUCCAUGAGGGUAGCACCCUGUUUAAGGUCUCUCUCUGUAUCCUGCGUUUCCCCUGCAACUAUGGAACGAGGAAGAGCAUGUGUGUGUAUUGAAAUGUGAAUUUGAUUGGUUAUAUAUACAGAGAAGGUAUAGAGGGAAAAGCAAUUAAAACCCAGAAAUGGAAUCAUUAGACAAGCACAGAAGAGAGUUUUCCGGCGGCGACGAGGCGUCGCCAAGAGGAAUUCUGGAAAUCCCUGUUUCGGGGACAGAGUCAGAUCACAGCGGAAGCAGCAACUGCAGCUUAAGCUCGCCGGAGAAGUCAUCGGAGGCGGAGAGAGGGAGGGUGAGGGAAGGGGUGGGACAUGGACAGCCAUGGAAGGCGAUAAUAGAGUCAUUGAAGAAGAAGUCGGUGCAGAGAAUAUCGGCGAUUUCAUUACUGGCGGCGAGCUACGAGAUGUCAAGGAAGAGCUUGAGGAAGAGAAGGAUGGAACGUAUUCGAAGCGCAGAAGAAAGAAUUAACGUGGGAGAGAUCCCUACGAAAACUUCAUGGAGGAACUUCGAUUAUGCAGGGCUCCAAGCUGCAACAGACGAUUUCAAUCCUGAGAACCUGAUUGGGCAAGGUGGGCAUGCUGAAGUCUACAAAGGACGCUUACCUGACGGUCAACUUGUGGCAGUGAAGAGGCUCAUGAAGAAAGAGAAGCAAAAUGAGGACAGAGCGGGUGAUUACUUAUCAGAGUUGGGAAUUAUUGCCCACAUAAACCACCCAAAUGCUGUGCGCUUGAUUGGGUUCGGGGUCAACAAUGGUUUCUACUUUGUCUUGCAAUUAGCCUCAAAUGGAAGCCUUUCUUCUCUGCUCUUUGGUUCUGAAUGCUUGGAGUGGAAGAUAAGGUUUAAGGUUGCUAUUGGUGUGGCACAGGGCUUGCGAUACCUGCAUCAUGAUUGUCAAAGACGAAUCAUACACAGAGACAUCAAGGCCUCCAACAUAUUACUAAACGAAAAUUACGAAGCUGAGAUUUCAGACUUUGGACUCGCGAAAUGGCUCCCAGAGAAGUGGACUCACCAUGUCGUCUUCCCCAUAGAAGGCACAUUUGGGUAUUUGGCUCCAGAGUAUUUUAUGCAUGGAAUUGUGGAUGAGAAGACUGAUGUAUUCGCCUUUGGAGUUUUGCUGCUGGAGCUCAUUACAGGUCGUCGUGCAGUUGAUUCAUGCAGCAAGCAAAGUCUUGUCCUCUGGGCAAAACCACGACUAGAAGCACACAAUGUGAAGGAAUUAGUAGACCCUCGAUUAGGAGAAGCUUAUGAUUCCAUUGAAUUGAAGCGGACCAUGGUUACUGCUUCCAUGUGUCUCCACCACUCAUCCCCACACCGUCCGUACAUGAAACAGGUUGUGCAGCUGCUGAAGGGCGAAGAGGGACUUGCUGAUAUGAAGCAGAAAUCAGUAUCAACAAGAUCUCUCUUGCUAGAUGCCAGUGACCUAGAAGAAUAUACUUGCUCAACUUACUUGAACGAUCUUAAUCGUUACAGGCAACUAGCGAUGGAGUCAGCCAAUGUCACUAGCCUCAGUCUCAGUUGAAGCUUUCAAGUUUUCUGAAGGAGCUUGAAAUUUGGCAUGAACUUGUAACGAGCAGUAACAAAGAAGCAUGGUUCAAUCCACACGAAGCACCGAGUGGCCUGAGAAAGGGGGGGAGCUCACUGUACAUUUACAAUUUUCAUUAUGACCCAGAGAGUGUUUGUAACUCCGGUACUCUGCAGCCCACAGUGCUAAUUUCAACAUAGUCCAUCCCAUCUUAAUUUCUAUCCAUCAAA